Messenger RNA from Saccostrea cuccullata (small rock oyster), 1057 nucleotides. Its product is annotated as procathepsin L-like. Bases 53 to 970 code for a protein of 305 amino acids. NCBI's taxonomy places the organism in Eukaryota, Metazoa, Mollusca, Bivalvia, Ostreida, Ostreidae. Gene Ontology annotation, molecular function: cysteine-type endopeptidase activity. The transcript is spliced from 5 exons. The record is from RefSeq and is a predicted model, not a curated record. Gene Ontology annotation, cellular component: lysosome.
CUAAGGGUAUGUAACAAUAAACACACCGUCAGUCUCAUUUAAAAAGAAAACAAUGAAAUAUUUCUUCCUGAUUUUGGCAUCUGUUGUGCCUUUUGCUUUAAGUAUUACAUAUGAAUUUCAAACAUGGAAACAGAAAUACAGGAAGCAAUACAGAAGUGCGAACGAGGAAGCCUAUAGGUAUGAAAUAUGGAAGAGGUCUCUGGAUUUAGUGAAUCGUCACAACCAAGCCAAUGUUUCGGGUUUCUCAAUGGAGAUGAACCAGUUUGCAGACCAGAUUCACAUUGGGCUUAGAAAAAAGCUGACUUACAAAGUGUCAUCGGUUGCCACGAAAACGCCAUUUAUUAGAGAUGUCCCCGAAUCUUUUGACUGGCGUACAAAGGGCGCCGUGUCUCCAGUCAAAAACCAGGGUCAAAUGGGAAGCUCUUUAGCGUACGCAACUUUAGACUCCAUUGAAAGCAUGCAUUUCAUCAAGACCGGGCAACUUAUUGAACUCAGCAUUCAUGAACUAGUGCAGUGUUGCAAUACCUCAUUGGUUGGUUCAGAGUUUAAGUGUGUACAAAAACUUGGAGGCCUCUGUGACUCCGCCAGUUACCCCUUCUCCUCAACAUGUCAGAGCAGCAAAUGUACACCUGUCGCCAAGGUGACGGGCGUGACAGCGGUGAAGCAUGGCGACGAAGAGGCGUUGAAGAUGGCUGUGUUCACUCAGCCUGUUUUAGCGGUUAUAGAUGCUAGUCACUCCUCAUUCCAGUUAUACCGGAGUGGUGUUUAUUACGAGAAGGCCUGUUCUUCACAGAGACUAGAUCAUGCCGUCCUGGUAGUAGGAUAUGGAUCCAAAGGAGGAAAAGAUUUCUGGAUUGUGAAAAAUUCUUGGGGAACUGAAUGGGGAAUGAAUGGAUACAUAUUAAUGAGCCGAAACAGGAGAAACAACUGUGGAAUUGCUUCCAGUGCAUUUUAUCCAGUCGGGACUUAAAAAUAGAUAUAUUCACAAUGAAAGAAUACAUGUAUUCACAAUAAAAGAAUACAUGUAUUUAUUAUUAGAUAAAAUAAGAGAGAAGUA